GAUUUAUACACGGAAUACAACUUGUGGAAGGACUCUUACAAUUUUUUUGAAAUCGCCAGUGGAACUAUAAAUGCACAGGAUCCGGUAAGAAGAGCUACUCUAUUACACUGUAUUGGAGGGCCUACGCAGAGGAUUUUUGCUAAUUUGCCGGGUGAUAAAAACACCUAUGCACAGACUGUUGCCGCUCUAGACGCUUAUUUUACACCACGGAGAAAUGUGGUUUUGGAAAGACACAAGUUUAGACAGAGAGCUCAGUGUCAAGAUGAGACAGUGGAUGCGUUUGUGAAUGCGCUGAGAGAACUGGCAAAAUCAUGCAAUUUUGGCGCACUGGAAAAUGAUAUGAUAAGAGAUCAAAUUGUGGAGAAGUGUAACAUAAGGAAACUGCGUGAUAAACUGUUACAGGAAGAAGGGCUUAGUCUAGACAAAGCACUGUCAACUGCUAGAGCCUUUGAAGCAGCACAAGCUGAAUCAAAAAUAUUCACAGAAAGUAUCGGUCAUAAAACAAGAGACAAUCAAGUCAACUUUAUCAGAAAAACCUCAAGAGCAGAAUUCAGACAGAAGGCUGGAACCACGGGAGGAAGGAAAGGUAGCCAAGAGCAAGCCAACAGCGACACCCAGUGUCACAGAUGUGGAAUGGACACACAUACAGCAAAUGAC
This is a messenger RNA of Austrofundulus limnaeus, 657 nucleotides long. RefSeq lists its product as uncharacterized. The record is from RefSeq and is a predicted model, not a curated record. Lineage: Eukaryota; Metazoa; Chordata; Actinopteri; Cyprinodontiformes; Rivulidae. Gene Ontology annotation, molecular function: nucleic acid binding; zinc ion binding.